Molecule: messenger RNA, 503 nt
Organism: Tachysurus vachellii
Lineage: Eukaryota; Metazoa; Chordata; Actinopteri; Siluriformes; Bagridae
Exons: 3
Coding region: 105-353 (82 amino acids)
Source: RefSeq, a predicted model, not a curated record
UGUGUUUUCAGUCACAUGUCUCAUGUUUCAUCCAAAACUGUAUAAAGUUUCUGUUCUCCCUGUGUACUCAGUUUCAAUCCAACAGAGCUGAGAACAGAGUGAAGAUGAAGGUCUGGUUUCUGCUGUUUGUGCUGCUGCCACUCUGCCUAGAUACUACUGGUGUUGCAGCACAAUAUAAAAUUGACUGCUAUGGGGAGGAUUUCCUAAUGGUGAGAAAUAUGGUCCUGCAUUGCGCAAGCAAAGUUCAGCAGGCGUGUUACACCAGAUCAUCUGGAGAGAAGGGCUGCGUUCGGAUGGAGUUCUGUAAAAGACCUGGCUGGAAAUGUUGCCAGACAAAUCUCUGUAAUGCAUAAAUUUAACACCAGAGAGAGCUAGAUUGCUAAUCAAAUGUCUUUCUAAAAAAAUAGUGUCUUUUUGAACUUCAUUAAAGAUCCCAUUCUUCUGCAUUUCGUCUGUAAAAACACUUGAUAUAGAUACGGCUUAAUAAAUAAUUACACACGUUA